Messenger RNA from Nematolebias whitei (Rio pearlfish), 2334 nucleotides. Its product is annotated as rho-related BTB domain-containing protein 2-like. NCBI's taxonomy places the organism in Eukaryota, Metazoa, Chordata, Actinopteri, Cyprinodontiformes, Rivulidae. Gene Ontology annotation, molecular function: GTPase activity; GTP binding; protein binding. The record is from RefSeq and is a predicted model, not a curated record. Gene Ontology annotation, biological process: small GTPase-mediated signal transduction.
AUGGCUUGCUUUAAAGUCUGCCUUUAAAAUAGUAACCUUUGCUUUUGUUUGCCGGCCUCUUUAAGAUUCGGGGAUUGUGAAAUUGUGAAUGAGUGCAGAGAAGUCACGAGACCACCCAUUGAUAGGUCUGCAGGCAGGCUGAGCGGUGCAGACGAGAGCUAGAGACUGAGCGUUGAUCCGUGUAAUGUUCAGUCCUCUGGUUCUCAACGUGUCUUUCUGUGAAAUUUUCACAGGCCGUACUCGACAGAUUCUGAUAUGGACUAUGAGAGGCCAAACGUUGAAACUAUCAAAUGUGUUGUGGUAGGGGACAAUGCAGUCGGAAAGACCCGCCUUAUCUGCGCCCGGGCGUGUAAUGCUACACUCACUCAGUACCAGUUACUUGCUACACAUGUGCCCACAGUCUGGGCAAUCGACCAGUACAGAGUAUGUCAAGAGGUAUUAGAGCGCUCUAGAGAUGUUGUGGAUGACGUCAGUGUGUCCCUUCGACUCUGGGAUACAUUUGGGGAUCAUCAUAAGGACCGGCGUUUUGCAUAUGGGAGGUCAGAUGUUGUGGUGCUGUGUUUCUCAAUAGCGAAUCCCAACUCUUUGUACCAUGUAAAGACCAUGUGGUACCCUGAGAUCAAGCACUUCUGUCCGCGUGCUCCUGUCAUCUUGGUAGGCUGUCAGCUGGACCUGCGUUAUGCAGAUCUGGAGGCGGUAAACAGGGCACGGAGGCCAUUAGCCAGACCUAUUAAAUCCAAUGAGAUUCUUCCUCCAGAGAGAGGCCGGGAGGUGGCCAAAGAACUGGGAGUCCCAUAUUAUGAAACCAGUGUUGUUGCUCAGUUUGGUGUCAAGGACGUCUUUGAUAAUGCUAUUCGAGCUGCUCUCAUCUCACGCCGCCAUCUGCAGUUCUGGAAAUCUCACCUCAGAAAUGUUCAGCGGCCUCUCCUUCAAGCGCCCUUCCUGCCACCGAAACCUCCCCCACCUAUAAUCACUGUGCCUCCUCCCCCUUCCACCACAGAGGAGCAUCCGGUUGGUCUUCUGGAGGACCCACACUGUGCUGAUGUCAUCCUGGUUGUGCAGGAGCGACAGAAAAUCUUUGCACAUAAGAUAUACUUGGCCACGUCCUCCUCAAAGUUCUACGACCUCUUCAUUAUGGACACGCAGAACGAAGAGAGUGAAAAACCCGCCCGGGGUCCUCUCUGUGGAAGAGAGCUGCUGAUGCGCGCUGCUAGCUUUGAUGUUUGUGAGAGCAGUGACGAUGGAGACAGGGCCAACCUGAGAGCGUGCACGAGUGACGGCACCUUGAAAGACUGCGAGGGGGGUCGACGAGGCAGGCUGCUCUCCUCAUGGAGUCGCGCUUUUAUCAGCAUCCAGGAGGAGCUGGUAGAUGACCCUGUAGCGUACAGCCCCAGACUCAUGACCGUAGUACACAUGGACCAGUCAAUCCAGCUCAGUCCUUUUCGAGCAGUACUGCGCUACCUGUACACCGGUCAGCUAGAUGAGAAUGAGAAAGACCUCAUGCAAAUUGCACACAUCGCUGAACUGCUGGAAGUGUUCGAUCUGCGGAUGAUGGUGGCAAACAUCCUCAACAACGAAGCCUUCAUGAAUCAAGAAAUUACCAAAGCCUUCCAUGUACGGCGCACAAACCGAGUCAAGGAGUGCUUGGCCAAAGGCACCUUUUCUGAUGUAGUUUUCAAACUAGAUGAUGGGACGAUCAUGGCUCACAAGCCUUUGCUCAUCUCUAGCUGUGACUGGAUGGCAGCUAUGUUUGGCGGACCUUUUGUUGAGAGCUGCACCAAGGAGGUGCUGCUUCCCAACACAACUCGCAACUGUAUGAGGGCUGUGCUGGAAUAUCUCUACAUGGGCAGGUUUUGUUCCCGACCCGACCUGGAUGCAAUGGAGCUGAUUGUUCUUGCCAAUCGCCUUUGCCUCCCCCACCUUGUCGCUCUUACAGAGCUUUACACCGUAACAGUAUUGACAGAGGCAGCCAUGAUGGGAACCGACAUUGAUGGUGAUGUGCUGUUAUACUUGGAUAUGGCCCAGUUCCAUGGUGCCCAGCAGCUCACAGGAUGGUGUCUGCACCACAUCUGCACCAACUACAACAGCGUCUGCCGCAAAUUUCCACGUGAAAUGAAGGCAAAGUCUCCAGAGAACCAAGAAUACUUCGAGAAACAUCGCUGGCCGCCUGUUUGGUACUUGAAAGAAGACGACCACUACCAAAGAGCUCGCAAAGAGCGGGACAAGGAGGACUAUCUGUACCAGAGACGGCAAUGUAAACGCAAGUGGCUCUUCUGGAACAUUCCUUCCUCCCCAAACUCAAACUCUCCAUCCGGCUCAUCUGCUAUCAUCUGA